GGGCGACAUCUGUCUACUGCGUAACGUGUUGUCUGCUCUGUAAUGCCGCAGUGCCUGAACAAAAGUUAACGAAAAGUGCUGUAUUAAAUUUAUAAACAUUAAAUGUGAGUCGCGAGUUAGUGUUGUGUAUACUAUGUAUUACUUAGAUGUUACUCUAGAACUGCCGCAGAAUCGUAAUCGUGAAAUAUCAGCUGUAUUUUUGAAGAAGAAUAUUAUUCAGUCUAUCAGACAAUUGUUUGGCGAAGAAGGAACCAAGUAUACUAUUGAUAUUUUAAAAUAUAAUCCAAAGGAACAUAGAUUUGUUCUGAGGUGCACCGAUGAUUGCUAUGUACGCUUAAGAGCAUCUUUAACUGUAGCUGAAAAAUACGAGGAAGAACCUUGCAUAUAUGUAAUUCAUCGUGCAUCGCAUAAUUUAUUAUCAUUUACUGCUGACAGUAGAAAGUACCAGCAUUAAAAUAUAGAAGCUAGAACAACUUCUAUCGAAAGGAAAUCUAGCGUAUUUUAUUUUUAUCUUCUAAGGAGAAUUUUAUACAUUUUUUGUAUGCUUCAAAUAUG
This is a messenger RNA of Osmia bicornis bicornis, 555 nucleotides long. It is a transcript of the gene Rpp14a, whose product is annotated as ribonuclease P protein subunit p14. The transcript has 2 exons. The coding region runs from base 134 to 454 and encodes 106 amino acids. Gene Ontology annotation, cellular component: ribonuclease P complex. Lineage: Eukaryota; Metazoa; Arthropoda; Insecta; Hymenoptera; Megachilidae. The record is from RefSeq and is a predicted model, not a curated record. Gene Ontology annotation, biological process: tRNA 5'-leader removal.